Fusarium mangiferae is the source of this 1614-nucleotide messenger RNA. RefSeq lists its product as uncharacterized. The transcript has a single exon. Lineage: Eukaryota; Fungi; Ascomycota; Sordariomycetes; Hypocreales; Nectriaceae. Bases 1 to 1614 code for a protein of 537 amino acids. The record is from RefSeq and is a predicted model, not a curated record.
AUGGAGCCUCGCGGUACCAAAGAGACGGACCAUAAGCACGACGACAGUUAUACUCGGCCUCCACGCGUCAGCUUCGGUUUUGAGCUAGAAUUCCUGGUGGCUGUAAACCCAAGGGAAGUUGAAGCAGAUGACAGCAUUCCUGGCCUUGCGCCAGCCACGGGCCAUCAUGAUGGCGUAACAGCAGUUCUAGAACUGCUACGAGAUCAUGAAUUCUGUGCAAGGACGGUACAAGAGGAUUCCGUCGCAAAUAAAAGUGAAACGAAGGAAUAUCCAUGGAUCGUCACGACAGACGGUUCAGUGUCAGAGUCUGGAACAGAGUGGAAGAAGGAGGCUUAUGCAUGGGAUGCGGUGGAGAUAGCAAGCCCACCGAUGUAUGCUUGUGAUGAGGCAUACCGGCUCGUGUCAGUUGUUGUUAGACUUUUGACUAACAACUUACGUCUUCGGGUCAAUACCUCGUGUGGCUUCCACGUUCAUGUCGGCAAUGGGCCCCAUCAGAUGGACAUGCAUGCAUCGAGAAACUACGCGGCCCUCCAGUGGGCAUCCGACCCGGUGCUAUCUACUCUCCAUUCCCCGGCGCGAAGUUUUGCUCGUUACUCAAAGUCUAUCCGGCGCUUUACUGGUGUUGACUUGAGUGGCAACGUGACUGCCGACGUGGCACGGCGAGAGGCCAAGGGGCUGAAUUUCAUACCUCGAUACAUUUCACGGGCGAGGAAGCUCGGAGAAGAUCCUGUUGCUUCUAACGUGGUACUGAUCGAACGUCUUCGCGAAGCCCGCGAGAAGGAAGACGGUGGAACAAUCCUGGAUCCUGAGUGCGAAAGUGAUGGUUCCGACUACGAGUGCGAAGACGGCAGACCUUUCGAUCGACCAAGGAAGGCCAAAGGGGUUGGGCGAGAAGCUCGUUAUAUGCCCUACGUCAGAGAGUUUAUCAACGAGGACAAGGCUAGACGUUUAGAUGAUGAGUCCAACUGUGCCCGCCGUGAUCUACCUCCACAGCUCGAUUUUCCAGCCUCCCAGUGCAUCGCUUCUUGUGGGUCAUCUGAAGGCGUGCCUUUGCUAGACGAGCAACGGAAGAGAAUGAAGGCUGUAUCUAGGCAAGCGGACAUCCCAUCACCGGUUUAUGAAAUGGACCACGACAAAGGUGAUGACGAUGAUGACUCACUGAAAGCAUCAAAGAUUGCUUGGAGAGGAGUCACCGAGCUUCUGGCCUGCGACGUGGGCGUGCAUCAGGUCGCACAUCUCAUGUGUGACAAUACUACUUUUGAGAAAUAUUACAGUUACAACUGGAAAGGCCAGUUGAGGGAUGAGAUAGCGCCCAUGGUCGGAAAGGAGACUCACGGCACUGUCGAGUCUCGGCUCGCACCCGGCAGCCUCGAUGCCGAAUGGAUCGUCACUUGGAUCAAGAUACAGUGUCGUAUGCUCGAGUGGGCACGGGACGCGGACCCUUCACAGCUGAUGCGUGUCAUUGGCAAACUCUCCCAGGACGAUGUAUCUCGCGAGUCCACAUACGACGUCUUGGACUUCCUUAGGGAGCUCGGUAUGUAUACCGAGCUCAAGCACUGUCAAGAACGUCUGCUCAGAGCUGAGGAGGCAUGGUUCGAGUGCACGAUGCUGUAA